Messenger RNA from Dermacentor silvarum, 1853 nucleotides. RefSeq lists its product as uncharacterized. NCBI's taxonomy places the organism in Eukaryota, Metazoa, Arthropoda, Arachnida, Ixodida, Ixodidae. Gene Ontology annotation, molecular function: metalloendopeptidase activity. The record is from RefSeq and is a predicted model, not a curated record. The transcript is spliced from 7 exons. Gene Ontology annotation, biological process: proteolysis. Bases 231 to 1853 code for a protein of 540 amino acids.
AGUUCGCGAGACGCGAGCAUUACGGAUACGGACCAACAGAGCCUUACAAGCCACGUGGGUUCGACGCACAAACGUCGCCUACGUCCCUUCCAUGCGGCCAAGGAUAUCGGGAAGAAUACGGGCCCCAGAAACUCGAAUCAGCGAGGCAUUCGAUUUCGCAGCCCAUUGUUGAACCCUCCGAUCGAACGUUCCACAAGGUCGAGUGGGCAAGGCGCUCGACGUCGUUGCCUAUGACAGAGUCACCCGAUCAACGAAAUGUUCGCUUCGAGCAGCAGCGCGUCAACGAUUCCGGGAACAGAAAGAAGUCGAAGCGCCAGCGCACCGUGUUCCCGUAUCUGUAUCCCGGUUCCCGAAACAGCAGUGGUUCGGCAUUGACGUCCUCGACUUCGACGCGUGACUCGCCGCUGCGUGUUGGCCGCAACGUUGCCUUCGCGCCGCGCUUCCUCAACAACAGCCGAUUCAAGGUGCUCUUCAGGGCAUGUCCAGCGGUGGUUAUCUUGAGCGCCAUAGUGCUGUCGGCUGCGCUGAUCGCCUCCCUUCUGUUCGCCGGCUGGCGACUAGAAGCGGUGGCCGUGUGCCGCUCCAAACCCUGCCGUGAGUACGCACGUCUCCUUGCCGACUCAGUGAACACCUCACUGAACCCCUGCGCCGACUUCACCGGAUUCGUGUGCUCCGGCUGGCGGCGACGCAAGCAGGUGUCCGUUCAGGAAGAGUGGAUGCUGCUCGAACUUAACCGCGUGUCCCAACUUCUGCGCUCCGUGCACGUGCCUCUGGAGCAUCAGAACGCGCUCCAAAAGUCUGCAGCGUUUCUGCGUAGCUGCGAAGCAGUGCGGAAUGGCGACCUGGACGAAAUGCCCAAGGUGAAGCCAGCACUGCUAGAGGCAGGCAUCGUUUGGCCUCUGCUGUCCAAGUACCCGGACGUUCUUCACACGUGGCUGUACACUUCCUUAACGCUUCAGUGGAGCACUGUUCUGCACGUGUCCAUCGAGCGGUACCCGAACAUCACCGUGAUCUUCCUGGAACCGGUCCGAGAGUUCCAUCGUAUCGCCGAAAAGCACGAGCAGUGGGCCAGUGACGUGGAACAAGCCGAGCGCUACUUCGAGACCCUCAGGAGGGAGUUUCACAACGUUACCGAAUCAUCGACGAAUGAGACCGAAGGCACCGUCAGCUUUGACACCACCCACAAAAUGGACAUAAUGUACCUGCCUCCGCUACAACACAACACGGGCUUCCUUUCGAAUUACACCGUGCUCAACCCAGCGUGGAUAUUCGGAACCGUGCCGGCCCUUACCCACGAGCGAUGGCUGGCUGAGUUGGACCGCAAUGGUGCCGGCAUCUCGGGCGACGUCGACUUUGUGUCGACCAAGCCGGGUUUCGUGAGGGUGUUUCUAGAGCUGUGGAAAUAUCGCGGUGACCACGAGAUGCACCUGUUCCUCUCCUGGUGCACCGUCCAGACCGUUGCACUCUACACGAACCGACGCCUGCUGGUAAACUUCUACGGCCGUGAAAGCAGCGCAAACAAGUACCACGCUGCAUUGUGUCUCAGCAAAGCGCACCUAUUGUGCGGCGGUGACUUGUUCGACAAGUACUUCCAAGACGUAAUCUCGGAGCAGGUGAUGCGUGUUGCGCAGCGGGUGGUGGCCGACACCCGCCAGGCAUUCGCGAGUCGCCUGGAGCGCUGGCCGUACAAGGAUGACAACAUAAGCGUUGUUGAGGACUGGCAGUCAACCGACCUUAGCCUCGGCUACUUCCACCCUAGCACACAGGAAGAACAGCAUCAGGCCGCAUUGAAACACCGCAGCGUCAACGCUACGCUGCUCAAGCGGCCGCCCAGCAAAUCAACAUUUCUGUAA